AUAAAGUCCAGUGAAUUGUGAAUUACUGAAGGCAGCAGCGACUUGCUAGCCAGUUCGUUAAAUAAUAUCAGCUGCUCAGUGCAUGGAUAGAGGCCAUCUAUUAAUAGCCCCUGCAGGAAAUCAGAGAAAUUGUGCGGUCGGUUCGUUUGACGUUCGGAAUCAUUCCGGAGUAAAUCUCCAGCGAGACAUCGGGUGUAGUGCAUUGUGAAUAACCUUGGGACACCAGCAAGGACUUCAUAAAAGGCACUGUAACUAGGUGCAGUUUUAAUUGAAGAUAGUAAUGGAACAAGCUCCGCAGGACGUGUCUUCUAGACCGUCCCAUGCUUGUAGAACAACUUCCCGCAAUCACCAGAUGGAUGCUCUAGUUGCGUCUCUAUCAUCUUCAGGGGCCUCAGAGAACCGCUCAGCUCCGUUCUGCAACUGUGAAUAUCCGGCUAUCACGCGAUCACGUCAAAAGGGUCGCAGGGUGGAGCGGUGCAAAUGCGGCGAGGAUACAUCUUCGAGACUAGAUUGGGUCUGGGAUGAUGAAACGAGCUACAGCGAUUCGAAAAUACUCAACGGCACCGAGAUCGUUUUUCAUCCUGUCUAUAGUCAGGGUACGGCUGUGAUAAGAGCCAAUCAGCCGCUGCAGCCUGGUCGGCAUCAUUACUGGGAGAUCAAGAUUUUGAGCACACUAGCAGGAACAGAUAUAAUGCUCGGAAUCGGUACCGACAGAAUGAGUCUCCAAGCCCAUCGGUUCAAGUUCGCUAGCGUACUAGGUUUGGAUGACCAAUCCUGGGGUUAUUCGUACCGGGGACUCAUCCAGCACAACAAUCAACUUAAGUACUAUGGAAAAAAGUACAGCCAGGGCAGGAUAAUUGGCGUGUACGUUGAUUUGUUCCAGGGAACUUUGGAGUUUUACUUAAAUAGACGAUCGCUAGGCCGAGCUUACGUCAACAUUCCACGAGAUGACAACGUCCUCAUUUAUCCGAUGGUUUGCUCUACAUCGGCCAAAUCAUCUCUCAAACUUAUUAACGCUGCUUCUUUCAACGACAGUCUUGUGUUCAGAUGUAUGAAAAUAGUAUCUAGGUAUCCAAAACUAGUGGAACAGGUCGAAAAAGUUCCCGGGCUGCGUCGACUAUCAAGUGACCUGUGGUUCUUGCAAUUCAAAGACUCGAAAAAGACUGAUGAAUUCCAGCGUAACAAUCUGCUGCUGGAAGAUGAGGCUCUUCUGUGCGGACUCAAGAAAAAGAAAUUGGAAAAAAUAGUUUCUCAGGCAGAGGCUCACUGUUCAACGAAUGAUCAAAGUGCGAACAUCACCGAAGAUCAAAUUUAUGAAAAUAUGUUUCCUGUACAGAAGUCUUGCAAACAUCCUAGCGAUGAUAGUAGUUGUAGUAGUAGUAAUUUUAGCGAAGAUGAAGAACUUCAUUCUAUGAUUUCGAGAGAAUUUUUCUGUAAUCAUUGAUUACAGAUACACUUAAUAAAGCAAAACACCACUUUA
Molecule: messenger RNA, 1480 nt
Organism: Uranotaenia lowii
Lineage: Eukaryota; Metazoa; Arthropoda; Insecta; Diptera; Culicidae
Product: SPRY domain-containing SOCS box protein 3
Exons: 4
Coding region: 281-1444 (387 amino acids)
Biological process (GO): proteasome-mediated ubiquitin-dependent protein catabolic process
Cellular component (GO): SCF ubiquitin ligase complex
Molecular function (GO): protein binding
Source: RefSeq, a predicted model, not a curated record